Molecule: messenger RNA, 1125 nt
Organism: Brassica napus (rape)
Lineage: Eukaryota; Viridiplantae; Streptophyta; Magnoliopsida; Brassicales; Brassicaceae
Product: late embryogenesis abundant protein M17-like
Exons: 2
Coding region: 69-920 (283 amino acids)
Source: RefSeq, a predicted model, not a curated record
CACUCUUCACUACCAAAAACAUCUAUCCUCACAACAAACUGAACAAGCUCAAGUAACGAAAUCAAAGCAUGGGAAGGCUCAAGUCUCUGGUUAUCUUGGCUUUGCUUUUUUCCCUCUCUUUCGUUGUUUUUGCCGACUCAUCCAAGGAUGCUUCUACACAUGCUAAGGAUGAAGUGAAGCCAAGUGAAGCGACCGAUGCCCAGGCUGCGGAGGCCGUGGCCAAGGAUGUUGUUGCAGAGCCCCAGCAAGGACGAUGGCCUGGUGGUUGUAGGUACGGAUGUUGCGGUGGCUGGUUUUUUGGACGGUGCAACUACUGUUGUCGUAGUCCACAAGCCGAGGAGACCGUGGAAACUGAAGCUGUUGAGGCCAACGUUGUUGAACCUCAGCAGGGGGGUCGUGGUGGCUGUAGAUACGGAUGUUGCGGAUCCUGGCGUUACGGACGGUGCAGCUACUGUUGUCGCAGUCCACAAGCCGAGGAAACCGUGGAAACCGAAGCUGUUGAUGCCAACGUUGUCGAACCUCAGCAGGGGGGUCGUGGUGGCUGUAGAUACGGAUGUUGCGGAUCCUGGCGUUAUGGACGGUGCACCUACUGUUGUCGCAGUCCACAAGCCGAGACCGUGGAAACCGAAGCUGUUGAUGCCAACGUUGUAGAACCUCAACAGGGGGGUCGUGGUGGCUGUAGAUACGGAUGUUGCGGAUCCUGGCGUUAUGGACGGUGCAGCUACUGUUGUCGCAAUCCACAAACCGAGACCGUGGAAACCGAAGCUGUUGAUGCCAACGUUGUUGAACCUCAGCAGGGGGGUCGUGGUGGCUGUAGAUACGGAUGUUGCGGAUCCUGGCGUUAUGGACGGUGCAGCUACUGUUGCCGAGGUGCUCAAGCGGAGUCUGAAGGGCAGAAAAAGGAAGAAGCUAAGCCAUGAAUGGUGUGUAAAACAAACUCUAUGUUUGUAUGCAUGGAUGCAUGGUUUAUAUUACUGUUUCGUACGUAUGUCAAAAUAAGGAAAAAGUGUUGCUAUAAAGUCUAUAGAUCAAUAAAAAAAUGUCGUAGGUUCAUAUAAUAUGUGUUUUGUUAUGUAGUGUUUUCGUCGUGAAGAUUGUAAUAAUAACUACUGUUUAAAUACUAAA